Molecule: messenger RNA, 1654 nt
Organism: Hibiscus syriacus
Lineage: Eukaryota; Viridiplantae; Streptophyta; Magnoliopsida; Malvales; Malvaceae
Product: premnaspirodiene oxygenase-like
Exons: 2
Coding region: 39-1550 (503 amino acids)
Molecular function (GO): iron ion binding; monooxygenase activity; oxidoreductase activity, acting on paired donors, with incorporation or reduction of molecular oxygen
Source: RefSeq, a predicted model, not a curated record
UCAUCACCUUUUCAUCUAGUCUUUGAAUAGUUUUGACCAUGGAUAACCAAUCCAAGUUUCUUCCACUGUUCUUCACCUUGCUUGUGUUCAUUUUCAUGGUGUUUAAGCUAUGGAUGAGAUCCAAAAUAAAGGACUCUCCCAAAAAUCUACCCCCUGCACCAUGGAAACUACCUAUCAUAGGGCAUUUGCACCUCCUACUUUUCUCUAUUCCCCAUCACCGCUUCACCAAAUUAGCCAAAAAACAUGGCCCCGUGAUGCACCUUCAACUUGGUGAAUUAUCACACGUUGUUGUUUCUUCUCCGGAGGCUGCUAAAGAAGUGAUGAAAACACAUGAUAUCAAUUUCGCUAACAGGCCCUUUCUCCUUGCUACAGAAAUCAUGACGUAUAAUUUUUCAGAUAUUGGUUUUGCACCGUAUGGAGGUUGUUGGAGGCAGCUUCGAAAAGUUUGCACGUUGGAGCUGCUUAGUAUGAAACGUGUACAAUCAUUCCGAUCAAUUAGAGAAGAGCAGGUAUCAAGUUUGGUUACGUCCAUCUUUUCUAGUGCAGGAUCAGAAAUCAACCUGGGAGAACUGUUAUGCAACUUAUCAUAUAAUAUAACUUUAAGGACUACUGUUGGCGGAAGAUGCAAGCAACAUGAAACAUACCUUUCAAUUCUGAGGAAAGCAGUGGAACUUGCAGCUGGUUUUAGUAUUACCGAUCUAUUUCCUUCCAUCAAAUUGCUUCCUGUGAUCAGUGGGAUGAGAGCCGAAAUCAAGAGGAUGCACCGUGAUUUAGACGCAAUGAUGGAAAGCGUCAUUGAAGAACAUAGAGGUAGCUGUGAAAAUCCAAAGAACUGUGAUGAUCUUGUUGAUGUUCUUUUGAAUCUUCAGGAUCAAGGAGGCCUUGAAUUUCUCUUGACAACUGACAACAUCAAAGCUGUUACCCUGGACAUGAUUGCAGCCGGAACGGAGACAUCUUCGACUACAGCAGAAUGGGCGAUGUCGGAAAUGAUGAAAAAUCCUAGUGUCCUGAAGAAAGCACAAGCCGAGGUGAGGCGAGUCUAUGAAAGAACAGGAGAUGUCAAUGAAUCAGACCUUCAUGAACUGAAAUACUUGAAAUUAAUCAUCAAGGAAACUCUAAGAUUACACCCUCCUUUACCUUUGCUACUUCCGAGAGAAAAUACUGAGAGAUGUAAGAUUAAUGGAUAUGAGAUACCAGCCAAGACCAAAGUGAUUGUUAAUGCAUGGGCAAUCGGAAGAGAUUCCAACUACUGGAACGAAGCAGAUAAGUUCGAUCCGGAGAGAUUCAUCGAUAGUUCAGUCGACUAUAAAGGGGCAAACUUGGAAUAUAUUCCGUUUGGUGCAGGAAGGAGGAUAUGUCCAGGCAUGUCAUAUGGUAUGGCUGUUGUUGAGCUAUCCCUUGCUCAAUUACUGUACCAUUUUGAUUGGAAACUCCCUAAUGGACUGAAAAAUGAGGAUUUAGACAUGGCUGAAGCCUUUGGUGUGACAACUAAAAGAGAAAGAGAUCUCUACCUGAUUCCCAUUCCUUACUACCCACCAUCAGGUAUUUGAUCAUUUACGAUAAAAAUACUUGUGAAAAAGAAAAAUUCCAAGAAUAAUGCACUAAAUAAUUGCCCUUUCAGCAAUACCAGAUUUCCUUUUUCCUUUAGCCUCGU